CCCCUCCCCGGCCCGGCCAGAGAGAGGAGGGCGGCGGGAAGGGAGGGCGAGAGGCGCGCCUCUCCUUCGCCCCCGCGCGGCGCCUGCUGGCACUGCAGGGAGGGAGGCGGGUGGGGACCUUGUUGUACAGUGUUAUCUUUAUUGCCACAAAGCCAGUAAAAUAGUAAUAAAAAUAUAACCCAGCCAUGCCGCUGCUGCAGUGAAGCCCCUGCGGGGGAGAGAGUGCCUCCGAGCAUGUGCAGAGUUCCUUCCCUUUCCCUUCCGCGGCCUGGACUGCGUGACGACAUCGCCGUGCCUUUCGGAGUCACGCGCUGCUCACGAGGCUCCCUCGCACCAGGUCGCCUUUUUCCUGCGGAUCAUCGUGAUCACCAAGAGUCGUGAGUCUCUGGCCAGGUGCAUUCAGGGCUUUACCCUUAACACGUGUAUUGACCAGGGGAUGAAGAAAUCCCACCCCCCGUCAUUCCAGAUUGUGCCAAGUGGGGUCUCCAGUCCGUUCCAGGGACUAACUGGUGGCUCAGCCAGAGUGAAACGGGCCCCCGACCCGUGAUCCUUCCAUUGCAAUUCCUGCAUUGCAGGGGGGUUGGGCUGGAUGACCUUUGGGGGUCCCCCUCCAGGUCCUGCCUGGUGUCAGGAAAGCAGCGCCAAGGCGGGAGCAAUCUCCCUCGAGACCUUUGCAAAAGUUCUUUCUUCCUUUCUCCAAGGCAGCCAAAGUACCCUCAGCUCCUCCGAGGAUGGCGGAGAAGAAACGGGUGGUAGUUUUUGGAGCUACAGGUAGGUAACCUUCCAAAAUGGAGACUAGGAAACAUGUCGCGCAUUCUUGCAUCUCGGCGGGACGUGGGCGCAGCAGCGAGGUGGGAGAUUUAUCUCGCACGGAGAGGGGCUGAUCUGCGUCCCCGGGGGCAAUUCGGGAAUGUCAGGCUCUGGACCUCGGGGGGGCUAUAGAUGGCCUUAAUGUGCAUUGCUUUGUCUGCUUCAAAACGUGCUUAGGCAGUACGUCCCCCUUUUAGGGAGUAUAGCCCAGUGGUAGGACAUUGAAUCAUAGAACUUACAGUUGGAAGGGACCACAAGAGUCAUCUAGUCCCACCGCCUGCAAUGCAGGAAUCUUUUGUCCAACCUGGGGCUCGAACCCGUAACCCUGAGAUUAAAGAGUCUCCUGCUCCCCCCUUCAGUCUCUGGCAUAUCCAGCUCUCCUGCCUGAAACCCCAGAAGAGCUGCUGCCAGUCAAGAGAAGUCAGCCCUCCCAAACUUGCUGCCCCCUAGCGUAGUGUGGUUCCUCGCCAAUUCCCCCGUCCCUUGAAAAUUAGGGUCCUGGUAGGCCAUUUAAUGACAUUCCGCUGCCUGCUGUAGCAACUUUAACAUACUGUUCUAAAUGCUGAGUUGGUUUUAAUUGUAUUAUUUUUAAUUCCUUCAAGUUACAGUACUGUGCAAUGAAAUGCAGCGUGAGAAAUAAAAGCAGCAACGCAGUUAAAAUGAACAUGAGCAUUUAGUGUGACGAAUGGGCUGUCUCCACACAUCGGAAGGUGGCGAGCUCUCCUUCCUGGGAGGCUUUUAUAGGCAGAGGUUGGAGGGCCACCUGUCAGGGAUGCUUGAGCUGCGACUCCUGCAUUGCAGGGGGUGGGACUAGAUGACCCUUGGGGUCCCUUCCACCUCUACCAUUCCGUGGUUCUGUGAUCCACAGAGGCAUUGCAGGCAACCUGAGUGAAGUUCACAAGCUCACCAUGCCCUUGACUACAAUUCCCAUCAGCUGCUGCCAUCGUCCCCUCUGGAGGACACCAUGUUUAGGAAGGGUGGUUUAGACAGUGCCCAGCUAGAUGACCUGAGGAACUGACCUUGCCUAAGGCCGGGCCUUGUCCUUUGCGAUGCAUCUGUGGUGCAUGCUGCCGACUGCAGAGACAGCUGAAGAAUCCAGGGAGUCUCCCCUCUCUCCUGGUCUCCCAAGAACGUGGAGAAUAAUGAGGGGAGCAGAACAGAGGCCAGAGGUACGCAGACGCAGUUUGAGACAGCUUGGGAGAGGAGCAUCUUAGGAGGGGUGGAAGGCAGGGACCUUCAGCCCUGGCAACUUCUCCAUAGGGGCAAGAUCUGCUGGGAAGGGUUGCUGAGGACACUGGGCCGAGAAGGAUUCCAUUCCCUUGAAUAAAGAAUUCACGUCACCGGCAUCGGAUAUUUCCUUCCUUUCUCGCUGACCUGCUUCUGAUUCUCCCCCCCCCUUGCGUUCCCGCAGGGUUUCAGGGAGGCUCGGUGGCCAGGGCCCUGCUGGACGAUGGCACCUUCCAGGUGCGCGCUGUCACCCGCAACCCGCAGCAGAAGGCUGCCCAGGAGCUGGAGAAGAAGGGCGCUGAAGUGGUGAAGGCAGACCUGGAGGACGUGCGAAGCCUGGAGCAAGCCCUGCGAGGGGCGUACGGAGUCUUCCUCGUGACCGAUUUCUGGGAACAUCUCAGCAAAGAGCGGGAAGUUGCCCAGGUGGAGCUAAGCCCAAAGACGGGGCAACCCGCAGUGCAGUGUGAGGGGUGCCCAACAGGCGGGGGGGGGGAUUCUCUUUCAGAACUGGCUGCUGAGGCUGCAUUUGCAGCAGUUUGAUAUGCUACUAAGAGCAUCACAUGCCAAUAAUAAGCCUGGCAACCAAUCAGCAGCCAAGUCUGAUCUUGGUAGAAAAAUGCAACCUGUGCUGCUGAUAAGAAGUAGUGCGACUCAUGCAACACGUUGGCAAUUAAUAUACACAGAACAGUAAUUAUACAUACUUUAUCAACCUUCUGAGAAAAAUACAAAACAUUAAACAAAGCCACAAAGACUUGCGAACUACCCAGCCUAAAAUGAACUUAUAAUGUCUGGUUUCAAUAGAUUUUUCAAAUGCUUAACUUCAUUGUCUACAACUUUAUUAACAUCUAUCUACAAUUCUACUAGCAUCUCUCGGUAUUGUGAAUAUCACCGAACUUACCUUUCGUUGGUAUCUUCAUGAACUUAUCUAAAAGACUGAGUUAAGCAUUUGAAAAAUCUAUUGAAACUAGACAUUAUAAGUUCAUUUUAGGCUGGGUAGUUCGCAAGUCUUUGUGGCUUUGUUUAAUGUUUUGUAUUUUUCUCAGAAGGUUGAUAAAGUCUGAUCUUGGAGACAGAUGUGACCUGCUGACAGGAUCUCUCUCGUGCCAGCGACCCUCCUGCAGCAUUCUGCACUAACUGCAGUUUCCAGAUCAGCCGCAAAGAAAUCCUCACAUGGCUUGGAUUGCAGGAAAUCCAUUCUUGAAGUAACUAACACAAACUCCAGUGGCUAAACUAUCCUGGUCUCGGAAUGGUCUCAGCUGUUGCACCAGCCAUAGUUGGCCAGAGCUAGUCCUCGCCCCAAGGCCACCGGGGUGACAGCUGUACAUUAAGCUGCUGCUGAAGGCAGAAGGGCAACUCCAGUGACCCACAGGGGCCUCCGCAACCCACAGCCCCGCAAGCCACCCCUUUGCCAAAGUUCUUUCACUGCUGCCGGAAGCGCAGGCAAGGACAGUCCCCUGCCUGGGAGGGAGCCACCUUCUUCCUUGGGGGAUAAAUUUGGGGAAGACCAGUGCUUCCUGCCUCUCAUUCCGUGUCCGGUUUUGCACCCAGGGGAAGCAUGUGGCAGACUUAGCCAAGCGACUGGCCUUGGGCUACGUGGUUUACAGCGGCCUCGAGAACGUGAAGAAGCUAACGGAGGGGCAGCUGGAGGUGCCACACUUUGACGGCAAAGGCGAAGUGGAGGAAUACUUUCGGGCUGUCGGGGUGCCCAUGACCAGCCUUCGGCUGCCCUGGUACUUUGAGAACUUCAUCACCAUCUUCCGACCCCAGAAAGCCCCAGAUGGAGACAGCUAUGAGCUAGGUAACAGCAUCCCUCCUUCUGCCCUUAAGAGAUGCCUCACCUGCUGCCCAGAUUGGCAGGGAGUCUGAUGCCACUGGCGUGCCUCUCUCUUGCGGAGGAGGGAAGGGCAGGGGGGCCUCAAGCCUCACCUUGGGUAGCAAAAAAGAUGGGCGGGUGCUUUCCUUAGUCUGCCACUGCCCUCCUCACCCCAUUCCAAAGGGUUCAUUGGAAACACUUUCAUAUUUUAUUUUCAUAGAUUAAAUGUGUAUACCACCCUUUAUCCAUAGACCUCAGGGCAUCACACAGCAGCAUGGGCAUAGCCAGGAUUUAUGUUAGGAGGGGCAGGAUUCAUGUUGGGGGGGGGGACAGGCUUCAGUUAAGUUUUCUUAUUGAUUUACUUGCCCGAGGGGGGGCAUGUGUCCCCUUGGCUACGCACAUGCACAGCAGAGGAAAGUGCCAGCAGGAUAGGUGGCACAGAUCUCCUUCCACAAGCCUCCCAAUAAAUUUGGGGAACUGACUGAAUUAUUAUUAUUAUUAAUUACUAUAGAGCUUUGUAUUCUUGGUGCCCCUUGUGCUUCUGAUGGUUUCAGUCAUAGGUUUGUGGGUCUGUCUAUCUUGCAAGUCCCGUGUGCCACACCUUUUGCUCUCUCAUUUCUUAAAGCGGUACCUUCCCCUUACUUGUUACGUUGCUUACUGCAAAUAUCCAGAUAACCAGCUUUAUAAUUUCUUCUUGUGAAUGUAACACCCCAUGACAGCCUUGGUUUGGUUUUUAGGUGUUUCUCUCAUGAGGUUCUAUUUUGUGGUUUGGGAUGCAUCGAUAAUAUUCAAUAAAAAUAUGCCCCCUCCCUAAAAAAAUAGUAUCAUCCCCCUUUGUGCAUCCGGGUUGCAAUUGAUGGUCACCUGCCCUUGCUCUGCCUGUGCUGUUUUCUCCUUCCCUUGAGACGCCUCAGCUCCUGAUCAAGCCUCCCUCCUCUUCUCCUCUCUUUUGUAGCCAUUCCCAUGGGAGAAGUGCCCAUAGAUGGGAUGGCCGUGGCUGAUCUCGGGCCAGUUGUGGUUCGGCUGAUGAAAGAGCCAGAGAAGUACAUAGGCCAGGACAUCGGGCUGAGCAGCUGCAAGCACACCGUGGCAGAGUACGCAGCCCUGAUAGAAAAGUACACCGGGAAGCCUGUGAGAGAUGCCAAGGUAAAGCAGGUGCAUGGGCAGCCCUCCAGGGAGGGGGGUGGGGAGGACCACCAAGCUGGCACUCGCUGGAAGGGACAGGCCACACCCAUCUGUACCUAAAUGGCACAGCGAGAGCGCCAGAUGCUGCGGAAAGCUCCCAGGCCCCUUUGUUUCCAGGUCAGCUUUAUCUGCAAGUUGGACCAAUGCAGUUUCUCCUGCUCUUUCUGCAGAUGUCGCUUGAAUCCUAUGAGAAGCUGGACUUUCCUGGUGCCCAAGAGUUAGCUAACAUGUUCCGCUUCAACAUCCUGGGCCCAGUCCGAGAUCCGGCCUUGACCCUGAAGCUCAACCCAAAGGCCAGGAGGUUUGAGGAGUGGGUGGCACAGGAAAAAGCUGCUUUCAAGGACCUCUAGCAGGGGAGGGGCCUCCCUGGGACCACCUGCUUUGUUCUCCCCUCUUAAAUAAAAAAAGAUGGCUUGGACCGUUAUUCC
Molecule: messenger RNA, 5463 nt
Organism: Podarcis lilfordi (Lilford's wall lizard)
Lineage: Eukaryota; Metazoa; Chordata; Lepidosauria; Squamata; Lacertidae
Source: the annotation of a GenBank genome assembly